AAAUUAUCACACACAAAAAUACUUCAAUUUCCACUAUUACACACUCUUCUCUUCUUCCAUAAUUCAAUUCCCUUUCAAAUCUAUUCCCAUGGCCACCGAAGAACCAAUUAUCGCCGUUGAACCUGUGCCUGAGCCAGCGAUCGCCGAACCUCCAGCCUCUGAGAAAGUGGAGGAACCAAAAGUUGAAGCUGGGAAGACGAAGAAAACGAAGGAAUCCAAACCUAAGAAAGCUUCCAAGCCACGAAACCCUGCUUUGCAUCCUACUUACGAAGAGAUGAUUAAGGAUGCAAUUGUGUCGUUGAAGGAGAAGAACGGUUCGAGCCAAUACGCAAUUGCGAAAUUCAUUGAAGAGAAGCACAAACAGCUUCCUGCUAACUUCAAGAAGCUAUUGCUCCAAAAUCUGAAGAAAAAAGUUGCUUCUGGAAAGCUCGUUAAAGUUAAAGGCUCAUUCAAGCUCUCUGCAACGGCUAAGAAGCCAGUAGUUGCCAAACCGAAGACAAAGCCAGUAGCUGCAAAGGUGAAGUCUGUGAAGGCUAAGACAGCCGCUAAGCCAAAAGCUAAAGCUGUUGUUAAGCCAAAGGCUGCUUCAAAGGCCAAAUCUGUUACUACCAAGCCCAAAGCUGCUGCUGCCAAGCCCAAAACUACCGUCAAGCCUAAAGCUGCUGCCGAACCCAAAGCUGCCAUCAAGCCCAAAGCUGCUGCUAAGGCUAAAACUGUUGCUAAGCCCAAAGCAGCUGCGAAACCAAAGCCCGCAAAGGUUGCAAAGACAUCGACGAAGACUACACCAGGAAAGAAAGUUGCUGUUGCGAAGCCUGCGCCUAAGAAAGCUCCUGUGAAGAGUGUUAAGUCUCCAGCCAAGAAGGCUUCCGGUGUGAAGAGAGGGGGAAGGAAAUGAGAGCAUUGUCUUUUAGCUUUUGCAGUGUAAAAAUCUUGUGUUCGCUUUGUCCAAUACAGUUAGUUUAUACUAUAAUAUAGUAGUUUAUUAUUACAUA
Vicia villosa (hairy vetch) is the source of this 992-nucleotide messenger RNA. RefSeq names its product histone H1-like. The coding region runs from base 89 to 895 and encodes 268 amino acids. Gene Ontology annotation, cellular component: nucleosome; nucleus. Gene Ontology annotation, molecular function: structural constituent of chromatin; nucleosomal DNA binding; double-stranded DNA binding. The record is from RefSeq and is a predicted model, not a curated record. The transcript is spliced from 2 exons. Gene Ontology annotation, biological process: nucleosome assembly; chromosome condensation; negative regulation of DNA recombination. Lineage: Eukaryota; Viridiplantae; Streptophyta; Magnoliopsida; Fabales; Fabaceae.